AUGGCAGGCACAGAAUUCACCAUCGAUGAGCCCCUCAUCGCCAAAGUAACAGACUACAUCAAAGAAUACAUGUCCAACUACGACCCAUCCCACGACUUCAGCCACAUCCAGCGAGUCGUCAGCCUCGCCCGCCGCAUCCAGGCCACGGAACCAUCCACCUCCCUCCCAAUCGUCACCCUCUGCGCACUCCUCCACGACGUGGGCGAUAGAAAGUACCUGAAGCCCGGCGAGGACGCCACCCGCAUGGUCAGGGACCUCCUCGUCUCCCACGGCGUCCCCGCCCCCCUCGCGGACAAGAUCCAGACCAUCUGCCUCGGCGUCAGCUACUCCAGCGAGGUCAAGGAUCCCGCGCGGGUCGUGGAGCUCAUCAAGCUACACCCGGAGCUGGCCGUCGUGCAGGACGCGGACCGGCUCGACGCGAUCGGGGCCGUCGGGAUCGGCAGGUGCUUCACGUUCGGGGGCGCCAAGAACCGGGCCAUGGACAACUCGAUAGACCACUUCGCGGAGAAGCUGGUCAAGCUUGAGGGGAUGAUGAAGACGGAGAUGGGGAGGAGGAUGGCGCGGGAGCGGACGGCGAGGAUUGAGCAGAUGCAGGAAUGGUGGCGUUUGGAGAUGGAGGAUUCUGCUUGA
This is a messenger RNA of Clonostachys rhizophaga, 630 nucleotides long. The record is from the annotation of a GenBank genome assembly. NCBI's taxonomy places the organism in Eukaryota, Fungi, Ascomycota, Sordariomycetes, Hypocreales, Bionectriaceae.